Molecule: messenger RNA, 3756 nt
Organism: Rhagoletis zephyria (snowberry fruit fly)
Lineage: Eukaryota; Metazoa; Arthropoda; Insecta; Diptera; Tephritidae
Source: RefSeq, a predicted model, not a curated record
CUACAGCUGUACCGACUUGGUUUAUGUGGAGAAGGAGCAACAAUUACCAAAAUUGCAAGUUUGUUUGGUAUUAGCGAUGGUGGAGUAAUACAAGUCAUGACCAACAGAGUCUUUGAUGCAAUUCUUAUAAGAAAAACAACUUUCUGCAUUGGCCGGACCCUAUAGAAGAACUGUCGCAACCAAUAAAUUUGCUUUGGGAAAUCAAAAUGUUAUAGUUAUAUACGCACAAUUAUACCAUACGGUAUACAAACAUAGCUUCUGGCUUGUAAUGGAAAACUGAACCACGAUCUUAGAGUCGAACAGAAGCUUGAAAUACACGUGCAUAGAUAUGUAUUAAUGUAAGCCUACGAAAUGCUCUUCAAACGCAUUUCAUCCAUUAAUUUACGAAGUAGACAAUAUGAACGACGAACGCGGCUUCCAUCAUCAACGAAGACCACCUGACGUCGAAGAGGCGCUUUCGUCCAUGCUUUGGAGGCCAUAUGAGCGUAACUCUAGUGAUAGUUCCUCCGACGAAGAAGAUCAGAAGGGGCGGACCAAGCGGUUGCGUAAACCCCAUAGCUAUUAUGAGCAUCGAAUCACCUACGAACCAUUUAUAUCAUCAUACUUUGGUGAUGAUGACCAGUUAGAACCAACAGUGGCGAUAACAACAACCCCGGAAAGUGCAACCAGCACCCUGCAAUCAAUACCUUUUGUGCCUUUUUCCAAUUUUUUCUACGACAAUGUGAACAACGACGAUACAUCCGGAAGUAGUCAGUGCGAACUCAAAGUAUUUGAGUCUAAUCAUAAAGAAGCUGGAAUAUAUAAAGACCGUUCUUUCCGAUUCUCAUAUCCGUACUAUGUCCCAAUUCCCAGCCUUAACAAAUGGUGGUCUGCGUCAACUACCUCAAAGGAGCCACCUUCUUAUGAAUCUCUGUACGUGAAGGAUUCAGCAACAGCGGUGGUACUCGAUACUGAUGACACAAGCUCAAGCUGUCAAGCUGAUACACUGACAGUAUUCCCUGACGGGCAAUACGAUUCUCUCAAAUGUGAUAAUUAUAAGGAAGAGCCAACUCAGAGAGAGGACUUUUUAAGUUUGAAUCAAGAGGACUCCCUUCAGGCAACGGGUCAGAUUAACUUGGAACUCGCUGUCCAUUUCAACAACAAUGUCCAAGUUGCAACGCAUGAACAAAGCAUUGAGGCAAGAGCAGGGGCUACGUUGCAGUGGGGCGACAAAAUGCAGCUGACGAAUGGCCGAUCACAACAAACUGAAAAGUACAACAUUACCAACAAUAACCAUGGCGAAGAUGAUGAUAACGAAUCGAUAGAGAAAAACCAACUAAAACGGUACCAUCAGUACAUACAAUCGCAAUUCACAAACAGCUCACAACCAAACACAAUGGCACGAGCGAUAGCUACAUCAGUCACAGGGGUUACGGAUAGCAGUAUAAAAGGAAAUGAAAGAUCAGAACCAAUAUCACACGAGAGAGAGGAGGUCAGUCAACCUGUUCCCUGCAUUAGCAGAAGCCAAAACCCCUUUCUCCUCUCGUAUUUACACAAUAGCAUCGUAAACAACCAGAAUUGUAGUAACAAUAACAACGACGCUCUACUCAACACAAUGCCAGUGGAUGUUAGUUGCCCCAACAGUGGUAGACAAAUGAACGCUGCUGCAAUAAACACAAUAACUAACUUAUUUGCCGUGGCUUGGAGCGACAAAGCGACAACAGCUGAGAGAGAAUGUGGUAGCCGCUGGGAAAGCCACUUCGUUGAACGACGUACUGCGCCACCAGUGGUUGAUGCAGUGACGAUCAUUCAGUCAGCGACGUGCUCAUUCGACGGUCGUGCUAGCGCGCAUCAUUCGCGAUCUUCGUUAGUUACCUUAUCGUCGUAUUCGAAUUUAUGGAAAAAGACGUUAAGCGGUGUAAGAUCAAAAGUCAAAAGAGCGACGCGGCCAAGUUCCGAAAACCUUCGUAACCCAUCCGUCUCACCACUGGAUACUCUUACACCCAAUAAAUGCUUGGCGGAACUCGAGCGCUUGUACGCUGAAUUUCGGGCGAGUGAAAGUGCGCUAGUGGCCGCUCGUAACGAUGCUGAUGAAAGCAGCAUAAGCAGUCACUGCCGCCAGAAAUGGCUUAGUCGAAGUCAAAGUGAUAGUGGGGACAGUGCUUGCGGCCAUGGUUGUGAAUUUUUGAACAACAACGACACCAAAAAAAUCAUUGAAUCCACGAACAAUAUGCGGCUCAACAUACCCGCCGCGGCGAAUACGUCAUUGUGUUCUCCACCCUCGGAGUCACAGGCGCAGCAAGUGCAUACGCUUAAAGUUUUGCCAGCCGGCAGUUCGAGCAGCGUCUUUCUAACUAGCUCCAACUGUGCGACCACAGGUUGUCUGACCAGUAAUAGUCGGGCGAAAAGUAGCAGCGACGAUCGAUGUAAGAAUCUGCUGCAGAAAACAAACAAUAAUAACGGUGACUGCUCCACUAAUGUGAGGAAUCAAGAAAUCAACCAUGACGAAGUGGUUGAUGUCAUUCGAAAUGACAGCAAGAGUAAUAACGCAAUGGUCGCGGUGUUGGCCUCGUCGGUCAUUCGGAGUCAGCCGAGCCUGACGAUACACGUGAAUUCGGAUAACAGUGAUCAAAAUAAUAAUAAUAAUUGCACUAAUAAUAAAAACAAUGCUAAUUGCAAUAAUGAAAAAAAUUAUUGUAAUGAUUGCGUCGGCGGAGAAGCCACGCCGUUGAAUGUAGGCGCACAACCAAAAAAUAUGGUUAAAGGCAAUGGCGUUAGUGUAAUCAAUUGUAAUUAUUCCAGUGUUAACACAAUCAACAAGAGUGCGUGCAAGUUGAGUGCAACUACUGCAAUCACAACAAUAACCACACCAGUGAGCAGUGUAAAUAUCAAUAAAAGUGUCAGUCAAGUCUGUCGAGUACCAAAUGUGCUAUGCACUGUCAGAAAAAGCGAUAGUUGUAGUAGUAUUAUUGGUGUUAGUGGUGCCAAAAAUAACGGCUUUGUGAUCAACAAUGUAAAUGUUGCCGACAGUGUAAAUAGUAUAAAUUCACAUGCUGGGUCACAUGGUCAGGAAAUGCGAACCCAACAGGUCCCAAAUAGUUCCACGACCAUACCUCUUAUAAGAUCGACGCCAUCAAUAGCAGUGUUAUCGCAGACAAUGGUGGAGACUCCAGCACCAACAAGUGUAUCUGUCGUCAUUUCUCAACAGCCACGUACGUUUACGUCAACAGAAUGUCAAACCGACGAGACCUUGUCCACGCAAAUGCGAACCGAUCGGGGUCCCGUCUCACCAGUUUUAAACCGCGUGCAAAGACGUCGCGACAGACGUGAACGACGGCUACUACUUCAGCAACUAUCUUCUUCCUAUUCACAUCAAUUACAUCUGCCUUCUCCCUUACGUCGUCCACAAGACCACCACUCAAUGCCUCCUGGACCAGUACCUAUUACGGGUAUAGCCGCGAUGCAUUUGCAAUCCAAUAUACAACAUUCAGCGGGGUCUUCCACUACCACGAUGCCUGCAACAAUUUCUACGCUGUUACGGCCUAUGAUACCGGAUCUAUUACAAAGGCAUUUCCCCCCACCCUAUAGUGCGUUGCCAUUAAAUGGCUGUGCAUUAACGGCGACAACAUCGCCUCCUCCUCACCCAAUAGUAGGACUUGUGCCACCACCAGGGACAACGCUCAUUACGCCAGUGAUAUCAACGGUUCCUAUGCCAGGUAGUGCACCACCAGUCGCAAAUGAUGGCCGAUUUACUUUGCCACUGCCAAUUAUAAGAAG